UAAAGCUCCUCUCCACACCCACAGUCUAUACAACAAUCUCUCUCUAGACUCACUUUCAGACCCCCUCCCCCAUCUCUCUCUCUCUCUCUCUCUCUCUCUCUGGGCCUCACAGAAAUGGCAGAAACAUAAUGCCAAUCUUUAACAUGCAAAAGAAAUUCCAUAAAAAUCCAAUCUUUAUGAGAUUUUGAUAACUUCCAUUCACAGCAAAGCACAUUCAUUGAGGGUUUUUUCCUUUCUUUCCAUGGCUGAAAACAGCAGCUUUGACUGUGGAGCAGCAGACCUUCUCUGUGAUGAGGAAACCAAAGGCUUGUGCUUUGAUGAUGGUGAUCUUGUUGAACCUUUCAGUGACCAAAGCCAUCAAACCAAUGGUGAAAAAGGCAUGAGCUUUGGCAAUGGCAGAUCAGAUUCUGAGCCGUUGAUUCUUUUGCCAUGCCUGAGUGAGGAAUGCAUUGGUUGGAUGGUUGAGAGAGAAAGGGAGCACUUGCCUGCAGAUGAUUAUCUAAAGAGACUUAGGAGUGGAGAGUUGGAUAUGAGUUUGAGAAAAGAGGCUCUUGAUUGGAUGUUUAAGGCUUGCGCUCACCACAAUUUUGGAGAAUUGUGUUUGUAUUUGGCUAUGAAUUAUAUGGAUCGAUUUCUAUCGGUGUAUAACCUGCCGGGAGGUAAAACAUGGGCCGUUCAAUUGGUAGCUGUGGCCUGCUUAUCUCUGGCAGCCAAAAUCGAUGAGGUUGAUGUGCCUUCUACUGUCGAUUUGCAGGCAGGGGAACCGAAGUUCUUGUUUGAAGGGAAAACGAUACAGAGAAUGGAGAUGUUGGUGCUGAACUACUUGAAGUGGAACAUGAAAUCUUAUACUCCAUUCAACUUCAUAGAGUAUUUCCUCAGAAAAACGAACCACGUUCGGCUCCCACCAGGGCCAUUGAUUGCUCGAUCAAUUCAAAUCAUCUUAAGCACAAUCAAAGGUAUUGACUUCUUGGAAUUCAGGCCUUCUGAGAUUGCUGCAGCUGUGGCUGUGUAUGUUUCAGGAGAAAUACAAGCAAUGGACAUUGAUAAGGCGCUGUCCAGUUCCAUGGAAGUAGAGAAGGGCCGAGUCAUGAAGUGCCUAGAACUGAUCCAAGAUCUGAUAUCAAUGAGUGAUACUACUUCAACUACUACUACUGCUACGACUGCCACUGCAAAUACGGCCACCGCCCACGUUUCAUCAUCAUCGGUGCCCGUUAGUCCAAACGGGGUGUUGGAAGCAGCAUGCUUGAGCUACAAAAGUGAUGAAAGAACAAGUUCUUCACACAACAAAAGGAGGAAAUUGGAACCAAAAACAGCUUUUGAUGGUGGUUCUUGAUUCAAGAAAAUGUGAAUUUUUUUUUUUUCACUUUUCACCACCCCUAAAAUCAGUCCAAACUAAGUCUUUGGUGAAUGGGAUCUUUGGUGUGGCUUUGAGAAGAAGAAAAACAAAGCAUGACAUGUUCGGAGAGAGAGGGAAGGAGCGAGGAAGAGAGAGAAAUGGGAGAGGUCCCAUGUCUUUUAGCAUGAAAAAACAAAUACCAUAGAGAUAGAAUGCAUGGGAGAAGACAAGCACAAGAAUUUUGAAAAAUGGCCAUUUUGUUGUGGUUGAAGAAAAGAGAGGCAUAAGGUGAAAAAUUAGAGGAGAGGAGAGGGAAACAUUUUUAUGUUUAAUUAUAAUUUUUCUUUUUUGUAUUUGUUUAUUUAAUUUAUCCCCGGCAAUAGCAUGUAAUUUCUGUUCCAAUUAAAAAUAAAAUAAAAUAAAAUAAUUCUCGAGUUUCUCUAUGUA
This is a messenger RNA of Sesamum indicum (sesame), 1783 nucleotides long. RefSeq names its product cyclin-D4-1. The record is from RefSeq and is a predicted model, not a curated record. NCBI's taxonomy places the organism in Eukaryota, Viridiplantae, Streptophyta, Magnoliopsida, Lamiales, Pedaliaceae.